Messenger RNA from Penaeus monodon (black tiger shrimp), 288 nucleotides. Its product is annotated as cuticle protein 19-like. The record is from RefSeq and is a predicted model, not a curated record. The transcript has 2 exons. Gene Ontology annotation, cellular component: extracellular matrix. The annotation marks the transcript as partial. Lineage: Eukaryota; Metazoa; Arthropoda; Malacostraca; Decapoda; Penaeidae.
AUACUAAAUACUUUUCCUCAACAGGUUCCCAUUCCGUACAAUUUCAACUACGCUGUAAACGAUGCUUACAGAGGAACCAAUUUCGGUCAGAGCGAGAAGUCCGACGGCAGCAACGUGUGGGGAUCCUACACCGUCGCCCUUCCCGACGGCCGAAAGCAAACUGUCGACUACACAGCUGACCACGGCAGGGGAUUCGUGGCCAAGGUCAGCUACUCCGGCAAGGCUCAGCAUCCUCAAGUCUACGGUCCGGCCAUCACUUUCCCACAAAAUGGUGGCGGAUACCACUAA